CCUGGUCAGGGGACACGGGCCCCUGGGACUUGGGUUGGGCCACAAGGAGAGAGGCCUGAAUGGCCAAAGGGAGGAGGUGUGCGGGAAGCCGCAGCGUCAGACCUCUGCCUCCUCCCUCAGAUCGUGAGGCUCCCCAGCCUGGCUCGGGGGACCCCGAGAUCCCCGGCCGGCGACAGCAGGCGGAUCAGACCCCCUGCUCCUGUCCGCCUCUGGGUCCCUACAGACAUGGGGAGGGGAGGACGGAGGCCCCAGCUCCCUGCGGGGGAAGGGCGUGAAGACGCGCGAGGUUCGGGGGAGAUGAGCUGGCGUCGCCAUGACAACGAGGCUGGUGGUCCGGCCCUGGGGACCCGGGAGGGAAGGAGGAGUAGUGGCCACACGCGCUGGCGGGGGCGGGGGCCCGGGUCUCCCAGGAGUACUUGGGGAACACCCGGCAAUUCUGGCGGCUGCUUGCUGGUGGCGCAGGGAGCCCGCGUGUUUGCGAGUGCGUGUGCGUGCGAAGUUCUCCGGCCGGACUCCGCGCUCUCCUCGCCGGCCGCUGCCGCCCAGCCUGCACCCGCCGUCCCCCCAUUGCCUGGGCACCUGUUGGAGGCAGAGCCAGGGGUGCUGCAUGAGGGGCCGCAGGGGCGACCGCAUGACCAUCAACAUCCAGGAGCACAUGGCCAUCAACGUGUGCCCCGGGCCAAUCCGGCCCAUCCGCCAGAUCUCUGACUACUUCCCCCGCCGGGGACCCGGACCUGAAGGGGGCGGCGGCGGCGGCGAGGCCCCCACCCAUCUGGCCCCCCUGGCUCUGGCCCCCCCUGCAGCCCUCCUUGGGGCCACCACGCCUGAGGAUGGUGCGGAAGUGGACAGCUAUGACUCGGAUGAUGCCACCGCCCUGGGCAUGCUGGAGUUUGACCUUCUCUAUGACCGGGCCUCCUGCACUCUGCAUUGUAGCAUCCUCAGGGCCAAGGUGGGCACUCCCUGCUGCCCCAGCCCGGGCGGUUUGCGUGCAGCCCCCAGAGGGGGCCCAUUCCUCCUUCCCUUCCCAGGCCUGCUCCUUCCUCCUGCCCUUGCAACCCCCUUCUGGGCUCCUCCAGGGUCCAGCUCUACAAGAGGGAGAAAGGUGCCGGGAGCCUCCAGCCCUCUCCCCUGCCCUCCUCUCCAGGGCCUCAAGCCCAUGGAUUUCAAUGGCCUCGCCGACCCCUACGUCAAGCUGCACCUGCUGCCUGGAGCCUGUAAGGCUAAUAAGCUAAAAACGAAGACUCAGAGGAACACACUGAAUCCCGUGUGGAAUGAGGACCUGACGUACAGUGGGAUCACGGAUGAUGACAUCACGCACAAGGUGCUCAGGAUUGCUGUCUGUGAUGAGGACAAGCUGAGUCACAAUGAGUUUAUUGGGGAGAUCCGUGUGCCCCUCCGCCGCCUGAAGCCUUCGCAGAAGAAACAUUUUAACAUCUGCCUCGAGCGCCAGGUCCCGCUGGCAUCCCCCUCUUCCAUGUCGGCGGCGCUGAGGGGCAUCUCCUGUUACCUGAAGGAGUUGGAGCAGGCGGAACAGGGCCCGGGGCUGCUGGAGGAGCGCGGCCGCAUCCUGCUGAGUCUCAGCUACAGCUCGCGGCGCCGGGGACUGCUGGUAGGCAUCUUGCGCUGCGCCCAUCUGGCUGCCAUGGACGUCAACGGUUACUCGGACCCCUACGUCAAGACGUACCUGAGGCCUGAUGUGGACAAGAAAUCCAAGCAUAAGACAUGCGUGAAGAAGAAGACUCUCAACCCAGAAUUUAACGAGGAGUUUUUCUACGAGAUAGAGCUCUCCACUCUGGCCACCAAGACCCUGGAAGUCACCGUCUGGGACUAUGACAUUGGCAAAUCCAAUGACUUCAUCGGUGGCGUGUCCCUGGGGUCAGGUGCCCGAGGCGAGGCUCGGAAGCACUGGAGUGACUGCCUGCAGCAGCCAGACGCAGCCCUGGAGCGCUGGCACGCCCUGACCAGCGAGCUGCCCCCCGCGGCUGGGGCUCUGUCCUCAGCCUGAGUGGACAGCAGUGUCCUGGUACAGGCCUAUCGGGCCGGGUGCAGUACCCAACCUUCGCACGAGUGUGUUGCACGUUUACACGGGGUGGGCUGCCCCCACCCUGCACUACCUUAUUUUUGUGAAUCUCUGUGACCUGGGUCUGUCUGCUCGUGAGGGGCUGUGGAGUUCUAUAUUCAUAUAUGCAAACCUCCUGCCUGACUCGCUAGUCCCUGCAAAUAUGCAAAGCCCCCCUCCUCUGCACACCCGGGCAGUGCUCAGAGCCCGGCCCCAGGCCCCCACGCUCCUCGCUCCUGCCUCUCCACGCUGCCCCGUCCCUCUCCCCCCACAGGGAGGAGGUCGGAUUAGGGGAGGUUCAGAGGAGGAGAAUGCCUCAGAAAAAGAAAAAAGGACAAAAAACACACCCAGAGCCACUCCUUUAAUACAGAAACUUCAUUGCAAAAACCUAGCCCUGUACAGCUGCCCUUUUAAAGGGGUGGCCAUCGCAGGGUCUCUGCCUCCCCAGCAGGGGGCAGAUGCUCCCGGCCACUCGUUUAAAUAACUGUCCCCUGGAGGGGGCCAGAGUUUGAAGGCAGGGCCCUUGCCACCCUCCUGGGGAACACCCGUGCAUGUUUACGCCUUUUCUGGUUGUGUCAGUGGCCGGAGCAUGGCAGCUGGGCAUCAAUAAACACCUCUGAGGAA
Messenger RNA from Macaca mulatta (Rhesus monkey), 2683 nucleotides. The record is from RefSeq and is a predicted model, not a curated record. Lineage: Eukaryota; Metazoa; Chordata; Mammalia; Primates; Cercopithecidae.